Molecule: messenger RNA, 3185 nt
Organism: Sipha flava (yellow sugarcane aphid)
Lineage: Eukaryota; Metazoa; Arthropoda; Insecta; Hemiptera; Aphididae
Product: transmembrane and TPR repeat-containing protein CG4341-like
Exons: 12
Coding region: 549-3095 (848 amino acids)
Biological process (GO): protein O-linked glycosylation via mannose
Cellular component (GO): endoplasmic reticulum membrane
Molecular function (GO): protein binding; mannosyltransferase activity
Source: RefSeq, a predicted model, not a curated record
GACGUGGACGACGUCAGUAUCGUUUCGGUAUCGCGACCGCGCGCAACCCCGACGACCACGGACCACGCGCCCAGCACUAGGUACUGCGCCGACAACCCUCGUGUGACCGCGGACACCCGCGCGUACUCUCUGCCCCCAACUCGCUCACGGUGCCAUACGUUAGGCACACGGGACCCGGCGUGAUGCCCGUCCCGUCCGUCCGGUAACGUUUUUACUAGCGUUUUUUUUACCAUCCAACCUCGGACCGCCCGUCCAAAUUAUUUGUUUGCGCACGUACCCGACACAUUCGUAUUUAUGACGUUACCGUCAACCGUUCGACAAACGCUGCGGGUCCGCACCGACGGUAAUAACAUCGCGCACAAACGUUGGUGAAAAAAAUAAAUAAAAAUAAACAAACAAAACUGUUUAAAACGUUUUCGUGGUUCGUUUCCUCUCGUGCCGUGCUUUUGCGAUGGAUCCGAGUAGACCGCCAAUCCGGUAACCCGUCGCAAACCGGAAAUCCACGUUUUCCGUUUUUUCGUUUGAAAAUCCUUAAUCCAGUUUUAGUCAUGGAUGCUGGUAGUUCAGUUUGCGUGGCUUUGGCAUUUCUCGUCAACUAUAAUACGUUAAAAGCUGGUUUCGUGUAUGAUGACAGCCGAGCGAUUGUCAACAAUCCGGAUGUGACCAGAGCCACGCCGCUGGGCGACAUAUGGACGAAUGACUUCUGGGGCACGCCAAUCGGUUCGAGCAACUCGCACGGUUCGUACCGGCCACUGUGCGUGGCCUCAUUCCGCCUGAACCACUGGACCGGUGGCCUGGACCCGAAGGGCUACCACGUAGCCAACGUGCUGCUCCACUGCGUGGUCACGUACCUAGUGUACGCGCUGUACCGCACCCUGAUGCCGCGGUGCAAGCCCGCCGUGGCUGCGGCCGUGUUCGCCGUGCACCCAGUGCACGCGGAGGCCGUGGCCGGCGUGGUGGGACGCGCUGACCUGCUUGCCGGCCUGUUCUACCUGUCCGCGUUCAUGUGCUAUGUGACACACGUCCGGCACCGCGACCGCACCGCUGACCCGCGCCGCCGACCCGUGUGCUGCGACGCCGGAUGCCAUCGCAAGACGUACCGGCUGGGCUCCGCGGUACGUACCGUGUUCGCCACGCUCGGCCUGGGCACGUGCUCCAGUGACCUGGACGGGCUCCCCGGUGGUGUGACCGAGUGCUGUGCGGUCCGCGAGUGGGCCUGCCUGGCAGCCACCGUCACCAUGGCGGCUGCUUCCAUGCUGGCAAAGGAGACCGGCGUCACGGUGCUGGCCGUGUGUGCCGUCUACGACAUACUCUUCGCCGGCAGAUCCAACAACAAGAACUCCGGUGGAACGUACCGGUCGCUGGUGAUCCUGUCGGCCGCGGCGGCCAUCCUACUGUUCGUGAGGAUGUCGCUGAUGGGAGACGGUGGCGCGCCGGUUUUCGCUGCGGCCGACAACCCGACAGCCAAAUCGCUGAGCCUGGUCACCCGGACACUGACGUUCCUCUAUCUGCCGGUCGAGAACAUCCGGCUGCUGGUCUACCCGCGGCGGCUCAGCUUCGACUGGUCCAUGGACGCGGUGCCGCCCGUCACGUCCGUGUACGAUCCCCGCAACGCGCUGUCCGUCGCACUGUUCGUGGCGCUGUUCACCGUGGCCAGGAGGUCUGUGACAGCUGCGUACCGAGCCAAGCAGCACCAUCGGACCCCGUGCUACCGGUCGCACCGGUGCAGUUCCAAGACCAAGUACGAUCGGCCGGCCGACCAAUCCGACGACCCGGUUCGAUCGGUUGCGCUAGCCGUCGCUUUGACUGCCAUACCGUUCGUGCCGGUGUCCAACAUGUUCUUCUACGUGGGCUUUGUCCUAGCCGAACGUGUGCUGUACAUGCCCAGCGUGGGCUACUGUUUCCUGUUCGGUUAUGGUUAUGCUGCGCUGGAGCGCAGGCUGGGUCACAAGUGGCCCAGGAUGGGGCUGGCCGUGGUGCUCACCGUAUAUGGAGUGCGUACCAUCAUCAGGAACAACGACUGGCGAGACGAUGAGUCGCUGUACCGGUCGGCCGUGCAUAUCAACCCGCCCAAAGCUUAUGGAAAUUUGGGUUCAAUACUGAGCAGUCAAGGUCGGCUAGAAGAGGCGGAGACAGCCCUAAGAACAGCGCUAAGAUAUCGACCAAAUAUGGCGGACGUGCAUUACAAUCUGGGAAAUUUACUACGAGACAAAGGCAAUACAGAAGCAGCCGUGUCUAGUUACAAAAAUGCAAUCAAGUAUCGACCAUCUUUAGCAGUGGCAUACCUAAACAUGGGACAGUUGUUGGCCACGAUGGGCCGUUGCGAAGAAGCGGAAUCUGUGUUGAAAUUAUGUGCCUCCCUAGACGGCUCGCUUUCUAAGGACCCUGUGAACCACGAGACCAGUAGAGUAUCAGCGUUAGUUACGCUGGGCAAACUGCACGCCGAUCGGGGUCGGUUUUUGGAUGCGGUACAAGCUUAUAAGCACGCAGUCACAGUACUGCCACCGUACUAUAACCCUCGAGUACUGUUCAGUCUGUACGGCGACGCGUUGGCACAACUCAACAGGCAAAGGGAGGCGGAAAUGUGGCAUAAGGCAGCCCUGGAAGUCGGACCGGAUCACGUUCCCGCGCAUUUGAGCUACGGAAAAUGGCUUGCGAAAAACAGAACCCGUAUUCAUGAAGCAGAAAAUUGGUUUCUACGAGCAAAAAAAUUGGCUCCCGGUGACGCGUCGGUGUACAAACAUUUCGGCGUGUUCCUGUUGGAACAAGAACGAUAUCCCGAGGCGGCUGCCCAACUGGUAGAAGCCGUCGUGUUGGAGCCCGAAGACUACGAUCUGACCGUGACAGCGGCUACGGCACUCAGGCAAGCGGGCGUGUCGCUCAGGGCCGAGGACAUGUACAGAAAAGCAGCCACGCUCAGGCCACAGGACGCGAGCAGCCACAGUAACUUGGGAGCCAUGCUGCACCUGAACGGCAAACACCGGGAGGCGUUGUCCAGCUACCAGAACGCGUUGAGGAUAUCGCCUGACGACCGGACAACGUUGGACAAUCUGAACAAACUGAGGAACGUUUUGCGUCGCCGGUCUCGGGCGUAAUAAUGGGAAGCAGAGCGCACAUUACCGUUUUGAUAUUUUUUAUCUUUCCAUCUCUCUACAUAUGCAUAUAAAUAUACAUAUAUAUAUCUC